UUCACAUCCUAAAGCACAAGAAACUCGAAAACUUACAUCUUAUUUUCAUUUCUUAGACUAGUAUUUCUUCAACACAUACAAAAAUGGGUUUUCCGUUACCUAGAAUCGUAAGAAAGGCAUCAUUUACUUCAUCUUCAAAAGCUAUGGAAAUUCCAAAAGGUUAUCUUGCAGUUUAUGUUGGAGAGAAAAUGAAGCGGUUUGUGAUCCCCAUAUCAUACUUGAACCAUCCUUCAUUUCAAGACUUGCUAAGUCAAGCUGAGGAAGAAUUUGGAUAUGAUCAUCCAAUGGGUGGUCUCACAAUUCCUUGUGAAGAGAAUAUGUUCUUAGAUAUCACUUCUCGCUUGACUUGGGAACUUUUCCUUGCAGUUAUUCUUACAUACAUCUUUAAAAAAAUGGGUUUCCGUUUACCUGUUAUUCGAAGGACAUCAUCAUUCUCAGCUAGCCAAGCAACUUCUAAAUCUGUGGAAGUCCCAAAGGGGCGUUUAGCAGUGUAUGUUGGAGAAAUACAGAAGCUGUUUGUGAUCCCCAUUUCAUACCUGAACCAACCUUCAAUCCAAGACUUGUUGAGCCAAGCGGAGGAAGAGUUCGGAUAUGAUCAUCCUAUGGGAGGUCUAACAAUUCCUUGCAAUGAAGAUGUCUUCCAACAAAUCACUUCUCGCUUGGAUUGAUGAUGAAUCUCACACUGCAGGAGACUGACAUAGAUUAGUAUACACAUUUUGUAGAAUAGGCAACUUGUAAUUACACAUGUUUCUAAGUAAAUGAAAGAAGAAUGACCAUUACUA
Messenger RNA from Arachis stenosperma, 782 nucleotides. RefSeq lists its product as uncharacterized. The coding region runs from base 84 to 668 and encodes 194 amino acids. The transcript is spliced from 2 exons. Gene Ontology annotation, biological process: response to auxin. Lineage: Eukaryota; Viridiplantae; Streptophyta; Magnoliopsida; Fabales; Fabaceae. The record is from RefSeq and is a predicted model, not a curated record.